Sugiyamaella lignohabitans is the source of this 1653-nucleotide messenger RNA. RefSeq lists its product as uncharacterized. The transcript has a single exon. Bases 1 to 1653 code for a protein of 550 amino acids. NCBI's taxonomy places the organism in Eukaryota, Fungi, Ascomycota, Dipodascomycetes, Dipodascales, Trichomonascaceae. Gene Ontology annotation, molecular function: NADP binding; N,N-dimethylaniline monooxygenase activity; flavin adenine dinucleotide binding. The record is from RefSeq and is a predicted model, not a curated record.
AUGACUGUUGCAAGCGAUGUCUAUAAUCUCAGCGAGACCUAUGCUGAAGAGCCAAGGCCAGCCAAGUGUAUUGUUAUUGGCGCAGGCGUGUCUGGUAUUUGUUUCACUUAUAAAGCCAAACAGAUAAUGGAGAACUUUGAUUUUGUCAUCUAUGAAAAAAAUCCUGAAGUUGGUGGUACUUGGUACGAAUCCAGAUACCCAGGAUGUUCAUGCGAUAUACCCUCUCACAGCUACACAUACUCAUGGACGGCCAACCCUAACUGGUCAAGACUGUAUGUGGGUUCUGAGGAGAUCUUUGACUAUUUCCAGGGCCUUGCUGAAAAGUAUGGCGUAUAUGAGAAGACUAAAUUUGAAACCAUGGUAAUUGGUGCCAAAUGGCUAUCAGACAGAGAUCAAUGGGAGGUGGAAGUCAAGGAUUUAAAGACUGGUACUGUGACUAAAGAUUAUGCCGAAUUCCUAAUGAAUUGUGGUGGUCUCUUGAAUAAUUGGAAAUGGCCUGAUAUUCCAGGAUUCCACGAUUUCAAGGGUACCAAACUGCAUUCUGCUAAAUGGGACAAAAGUGUUGAUGUUACAAAUAAGAGAGUGGCGGUAAUUGGAUCAGGUUCUUCUGCUAUUCAAAUUGUACCGAGCAUUCAACCUAGUGUGUCUCACUUGGUCAGUUUUAAUAGGUCUCCAAACUGGGUCACAGAAGAAUUUUCUAGUGAGCUGGCUUUCAACGGAAGAGAGACAACCUACGACGAAGAAACCAGAAAGAAAUGGGCUGAAAACCGUGAAGAGUUCUUGAAAUGGCGUCGUCGUGUUGAAGACACUGUCAAUCGUGGUGCUGAGUUGUCUCUAAAAGGUAGUGAGUUGAAUGAAGAAGUCACGUCAAAGGCUCGUGAGCUCAUGGAAAAAAGAUUGGACUACGAUCCAGUGCUCUGCAAGGCUCUAAUUCCCGAAUUCCCUGUAGGAUGCAAACGAAUAACUCCAGGUUAUCUUUACUUGGAAUCGUUAGUUGAGAAGAAUGUCGAAGUUGUAUCAGUUGGAAUAAAACAUGUCACUGAAAAUGGUAUCGUUGAUAACAAUGGAAAACUACAUGAACUCGAUAUCAUUGUUGCUGCUACCGGUUUCGAUACUACUUUUACACCCAGAUUCCCUAUAAUUGGACUAGACGGAAUCGACUUGAGAGACAAAUGGACCAAAGGCCCUGCUGCUGCGUACAUGUCAGUAGCUGUUCCACAACUACCUAACUAUUUCAUGACUGCAGGCCCCAACUCUCCUAUUAGUAACGGAUCCCUGAUUGGAACUUUUGAGACACAAAUCGGCUAUGCUAUGAAGUUGAUGCAAAAGGUUCAAAAGCAGGGCAUCAGAUACAUGGUUCCCAAGGAAGACGCUACUCGCGAGUUCAAUUACCACAAAGACGUGGCCAUGCAACGCUAUACCUACAGCUCCAACUGUACCAGUUGGUAUAAGAGCAGCAAACCUGGAGCUCCUAUCUCGGGACCGUGGCCAGGCUCAUCCAUCCACUUCAGACAAAUAAUGCAGACACCCCGCUACGAGGACUAUGACUACGCCUACCAAACUGACAACCGGUUCCAAUAUCUUGGAAUUGGACGAUCGCGAAGAGAAUAUGAAGGCAAGGACCUGGGUUGGUAUGUCGCCUUUGACGAAUAA